AUGACGGCGAUGCGUGUUAAAAAUCUAGUAAGCGAACAAUGGGGCCACGCCACAAUCUAUACGGACAGUUCGAGAAUGUCACAGAAACAGGAACUAAGCUCCUUGUAUAAGAGGUCUUUGUCGCAAUUACUGCAAAUGAUACCAGAGACAACAACAGUAACUGAAGAAGAUACAAUGCCUGUUGAAGAGUAUACACAACCAAGCUUAUCAUACAUGUCUUCAUCUCUGUUUGCGACUAUAUUGGAAGACACUAUUAUUCAAAUUCGAAUACUUGACGAAUGCAACAGUGAAUUACGUAUAAUAAAAACGCUGGCUGAUAUCAAACUGCUUCGAGCCCUGAAGUUUGGAAUAGCGCAGCCCAAAACUGCAGAUGAACUAGAAAAUAUUGAUCCAAAGAAUUUGGAAUGCGAAAAUUACAAAAUAUAUAAGCUUGAUUCUGACAGGAGAAAUAUCAUUAACGCCAUUACCGAUUUGUAUGUGGAGAUGACGCUUAACAAAAAUUACAAGACGUUAACAUCGUUUUUAAACAGCAUUUUCGACAAAGAACACUAUCGGAUUGCUUUAGCCGAGAAUGAAGCGAAGAACAAACUUGAGAGACGUGAACUCACUAAACAAAUAAGGCAGCUGCGUAAUCACAUCAAAACGGUUUUGUACGACAAUGAAGUUACUAUUGAUAGUUUGAAAAGUCAGGUUGAAGAUUCUGUACUGGAUUCGGAAUGCUCAAGCCGUUACGUGGAUAAUUGGCAAGUCGCUAGAACCGAACAACACCUAGAGGUUAUUAAUGAAGCGGAAAAUUCUUGUAUUGAAACAAUCGAACAAUACAAGCUCAAGAUCGAACACGAGCAAAGAAUACAUUCUGAAGUUGAACUAUUAACCAAUAUAACCAUAAAUGAAACUUUGGAAAAAAUUGAAAAAUGGAUGAGUAAGUACGAUCGAGACAUGGAAGGCAUCGACAUAGACAUGCAGAGGAAAAAGAAUCACUACCAGGAUAUGCGUGACAAACGAAUUAAUUUCGAAAAUACGAUUGAAAAACAUGAUCUACUAAUGAAACAAUGGAUUCAUUUCAAAGAAGAACGCGAAAAGGCUCGUAUUUACCGCGAGAACAUGACAAAGUCUGCUAUAAUUGUACAAGCGUGGUGGCGUGGCUUGCUUGUAAGACGCCGUUUAGGCCCUUACAGAGUAGGCAGAAAGAGGAGGGGACGCAAGAAGAAAUAA
Bombyx mandarina (wild silkworm) is the source of this 1215-nucleotide messenger RNA. Its product is annotated as dynein regulatory complex protein 9. The record is from RefSeq and is a predicted model, not a curated record. Gene Ontology annotation, biological process: cilium organization. Lineage: Eukaryota; Metazoa; Arthropoda; Insecta; Lepidoptera; Bombycidae. Gene Ontology annotation, cellular component: motile cilium; cytoplasm. Gene Ontology annotation, molecular function: protein binding.